Molecule: messenger RNA, 1125 nt
Organism: Suillus discolor
Lineage: Eukaryota; Fungi; Basidiomycota; Agaricomycetes; Boletales; Suillaceae
Exons: 3
Coding region: 119-1084 (321 amino acids)
Molecular function (GO): protein binding
Source: RefSeq, a predicted model, not a curated record
CAGACUCAAACGCGCGCAAGUACCGGGUGCCGGCUCAAUUGGAAAUUUACGCCUUGCAACUUUUGGAUAACCCACUCACUCAUCGGGACGAAACGUUGAUCACCACCUUGUCAAGAGAAUGGACCACAAAAUAAAGCCUAAAUCAGCACUCUCGUACGUUGCGGAAGAACUUUGGGUUUACGUUUUAGGUUUCCUUUCUUGCAGAGACAUUCUUCGUUGCACAUCCGUAUGUAAGGCCCUUCACCAGAUAUACAUGUCCUCUUCAGAGCUCCAGUACAUCGUCGAACUCAGCGGCCAAUGCUUGCUCCCCGGCAUCUCCAGCACGGACGACCGUACCCCUAUUUCCAAGCGCUUACAACGCUUGAGGGAUGAAGCCCACGCAUGGCUCAAGUUUGAUGCCUAUUCUUUCCAAACAGUUACGCCACCAAUCCCAUUUGGCAUGAUUCUCCAAUACUGCACCGGUGAACAUAUGUACGUGUGGAAUCGCCAUAACAACUUGAUCACCAUCAUCCCCAUACCAUCCAAACUCUCACAACGAACAAUCGAACACCGCUGGUCACCCGGAACGUUAUGUCCAUUUCCUAGUGCAGCGAGGUGGAAUGGAUUGAUGGACCCGGCACAAAAUCUGUUGGCCGUCAGGUAUACUGUUGGCAAGAUAACCUACAUUUACCUAGCAACUCUGGAUAACGGUUGCGUCCACCCUCACGCUGCUGGACCAGCACUAGUUCUGGAGUUGCCCGGACACUACUAUGAGAGAGAAGCGAAGUUCAAGUGUUAUGAGAGGCAUAUAGCUUUAUGGCGCAAAUUUUGCACCGAUAAAGUUGGGACUUCAUUGCCUUUGAAAACGUGGCAGCUGCAAAUUUGGGACUGGCAGCACUCGACAACGUCGAGCAGCGUCCUCGAUGGCAGCAUGCAAACUCUUGGGUCAUCUCCCAUUGACAUUCCCACUAGUUUUUUUUCCCUCGGAAACGACAGGUUGCUCGUCGUCGCCGAUCAUUUGAAGCUGUAUUCGAUUAAGGAUGUGCCCGAGACGCCACGAUUACUGGCAUGUUUCCUGUUGUUUUCCCCGUUGAUGGAGAUAUAAUACUUCCCUCCGGAUGCGCAUGGCUCACAGCUGCAGACACA